Molecule: messenger RNA, 4266 nt
Organism: Carassius gibelio (silver crucian carp)
Lineage: Eukaryota; Metazoa; Chordata; Actinopteri; Cypriniformes; Cyprinidae
Product: oxysterol-binding protein 2-like
Exons: 14
Coding region: 86-2506 (806 amino acids)
Cellular component (GO): intracellular membrane-bounded organelle; membrane; cytosol
Molecular function (GO): cholesterol binding
Source: RefSeq, a predicted model, not a curated record
AAAGAGAGGAGAGAGAGUGCGCUGUUUCUCUCUCCACCUCCUCCUCUGGUAGUCCGUCCAUCUCAGAGCAGCGGCGGUGAGUUUUAUGGGGAGAGUGGCCGCUCCCUGCAGCGGCCCCGGCAAGAUCGUGUCCUUUCUCACCGCAGUUCCGUGCAUAUCCUGUAAACAGCAGCAGCAGCGGCGGCAACGACAUCAUCAGUCUGCGGCAGUGGACCGGGGCAGCAGGAGGAUGAGCGAGCAGGGAAAGAGUGCUGCGUCCACGCCAGCGAGCGGGACACCAGCCCCGGGCUCGGACACGUACAAAGGCUGGCUCUUUAAAUGGACUAACUAUAUCAAAGGUUACCAGCGCAGAUGGUUCGUCCUCAGCAAUGGACUGCUGUCCUAUUACAGGACGCAGGCAGAGAUGGCCCAUACGUGCCGCGGCACCAUCAACCUGGCCACAGCACACAUCGACACCGAAGACGCCUGCAAUAUUGUCCUGAGCAGUGGGGGGCGCACUUACCAUCUGAAAGCCAGCACAGAGGUGGAGAGGCAGAGAUGGGUCACAGCACUGGAGCUGGCCAAGGCCAAAGCUAUCCGAAUGAUGAACAAUCAGUCCGAUGACUCUGCGGACGAGGAGCCCACGUCUCAGUCAGACCACAGUGAGAUCCAGGGCACUCUCAAGACUCUGGCCAGUAAGUUGGAUGACUUGAGCACAUGCAAUGACCUGAUAGCCAAGCACGGAGCGGCGCUGCAGAGGUCUCUGAGUGAGCUCGAGACCUUACGUGUGCCUCUAGAGGGAGGAGAGAAAAUCAAGGCUGUCAAUGAGAGAGCCACCCUCUUUCGCAUCACCUCCAAUGCUAUGAUCAAUGCAUGCCGAGAUUUCUUGAAUCUGGCAGAGAGCCACAGCCGCAGGUGGCAGAGAGUACUUCAGCAUGAGCGAGAGCAGCGCACCCACCUAGAGGAGACCAUCGAGCAGCUAGCCAAGCAGCACAACAGCCUGGAACGAGCCUGGAGAGAGGUCCCCGCGCAUGCUGUCAACACGCCCGAAAUACCCACCACCACCACGGGAGUGAGUGCAAGGCCCAGGAAAGAGGAAGCGAGUGAAGAUGAGGAUACAGAGUAUUUUGAUGCCAUGGAAGACUCACCUGCAUUUAUAACAGUGACUGCCACAGACCCCUCUCAACACAGGCGUUCUCAAAGUAAUCUCAGUGGUGCUAGCGGAGGACAGCCCAGUGACUGGAACCAGGAAGACAAUUGUUCUGUGAGCAGUAAUGAUUUUUCAGGGAAAGACCUGCAGCCUCACAGGAAGAGGCGGACCCAGAUACCGGAGAAGCCCAACUAUUCGCUCAAUCUGUGGAGCAUCAUGAAGAACUGCAUUGGCAAAGAGCUCUCUAAGAUCCCAAUGCCUGUGAACUUUAACGAGCCCCUGUCCAUGCUGCAGCGCUUGACGGAGGAUUUGGAGUACCACGAGCUGCUGGAUAAGGCGGCGCGUUGUGAGAACUCUCUGGAGCAGAUGUGUCUGGUCGCAGCCUUCUCCGUCUCCUCAUACUCCACCACAGUGCACCGGACAGCCAAGCCCUUCAACCCUCUCCUGGGAGAGACCUAUGAACUGGACCGCCUGGAAGAAUUCGGCUACCGUUCCCUCUGUGAACAGGUCAGUCAUCAUCCACCGGCAGCUGCUCAUCAUGUGAUGUCACAGCGAGGCUGGACCCUGUGGCAGGAAAUUACCAUCGCUAGCAAGUUCCGUGGCAAAUACCUCUCCAUCAUGCCUCUAGGUGCGAUCCACCUACAGUUUCAUGCAAGUGGAAACCACUAUGUGUGGCGAAAAGUCACCUCCACCGUGCACAACAUCAUUGUGGGCAAACUGUGGAUCGAUCAGUCAGGAGAUAUUGAUAUAGUCAACCACAGGACUAAAGAGACCUGUCAGCUCAAGUUCUCACCGUACAGCUACUUUUCAAGGGAAGUCCCACGAAAGGUCGCAGGGGUGGUGAAGGACGGUGAUGGCCAGGCCCACUACAUCCUGUCAGGUACAUGGGACGAUAAGAUGGAGAGCGCCAAGAUUGUGCAGAGUAGCAGAGGAAGCAGCAGCUCUGAGGGCAAACAGAAGACUGUCUAUCAGACGCUCACACCCAAACUGCUGUGGAAGAAAUACCCUCUACCAGAGAAUGCUGAGAACAUGUACUAUUUCUCCUCUCUGGCUUUGACCCUGAAUGAGGAAGAGGAAGGUGUGUGUUGGACGGACAGCAGGCUGAGGCCAGACCAGCGGCUGAUGGAAGCGGGACGCUGGGACGAGGCCAACGCAGAGAAACAAAGGCUGGAGGAAAAACAGAGAGCCACAAGGAGGAGGAGAGAAGCUGAGGCCUCCAAAAACAUAGAGGAAGGACAGGGCUUUGAGGGUUACAGGCCGCUGUGGUUUCACCAGAGGACAGAUGAAAUGACGGGAGAGACUAUCUACGUUUAUAAGGGGGGUUAUUGGGAGGCCAAAGAAAGACAAGAAUGGAGUACGUGUCCUGAUAUCUUCUGAACACACAAAACCAUUGACUAACUCUGCAGAUAGACAAAAGAGGAAUAACCCUCUACAUGGACUAAUCAGGGCCUUGGGACUGCUGAAGUAGUGGAGACAGGUUAUGAACACCUGUGCUUUUUGAACUCUUAGAGAGCGUGUGUGUUUGUGUGUUCGCAGCCCAAUGAAAUAUAUCUUUGCCUGUCUCUUAAACAGACUACUAAAAUGGGAGAACAGUAAAAUGUUCACCUCAAAGAUGAGAAAUGCGCAGUUGAACUCUUCUAGCCAAGUGCCGCCCCAGUUUAUCUUCUAAAGCAAAUCAGGUUCUUUUUAUUCAGUACAACUCCAUCAGAAAUGCACUUUCCUCUCUUCCCGGCAUCUCUUACAGUGAAGUACACUGAACUGAGUCUUGUUUAUAAAGAGAUCAUAUCAAAGACGCUCCUCCCCGUCCCAUGCUGGCUUGGACAGCACAUGAACAAACACAUAUGAAGCAGACUCGGCUCAACACAAUGCAGCUGCAACAUUUCUGUGAAUUAUCAGGUUGUUCAGCUUGUGUGCUACAUUUAGUUUCAUAUCAACAACAAUACCAUAUUUGGGCAAAGGAAGUUCUUGUACUUGUAUAUCCCAAAGAAUUAGGUUCUUUUAUUGGACACACAGCUGAAGACUUUCUCCCUGGCUCCGCCCACUUUAAAUAACUAAUGACAGUUGGGAUUAAUCUCCUGUCUUCAGUUAGCCAAUGAGCUUCAGGCUAGCAUUAAAAGAACCCUUGUGUCUGUUUUAUUUGACAGUGUAGGUAUUCUUACACAAAUGUGUUUUAAAUCCAUGAAUUGUCAUGCACAUUAAUGAGCUGCUUCCUGCCUUGGCCUGAAGUCCCCAGUGGUCAAUAUCAUGUUACUGUGACUGCCACAGUUAAAUGCAUAUCAAUGCAAGUAAACAAAUAUUUUUUUUGUACAAUCAGGAUACGUAAUGAAUUAAUGAAUGAUCAACCAAUAAAAGUAAACAAGUUUCCCGCUUGACUCUCUCAGAGGACACGGCAAACAAUCAUCCACUCCCAAUAUAAAGUGUGCUACUGAAAACACAAGAAAACAGCUUGCUGACAGUUUAUAAUGUGUGUUUAUAAUUUGCUUAUAUUUAAUAGCAGUAGACAGUGGAUCAAAACACCCAAGUGUUCCUAAUGAGGGAGAUAUUUUACAUUACAAUGUGGCGAUAGAGAAGUACAUUGUAGUACUUUUUAAAACUGGUAUUUCAGUGCCCUGUAACAGAAACAGAUUUUUAAUUUAUUCUGGAGGUUAUAAAUCAAGUACUCAGGAGUGAUACUUGAUUUAUAACCUCCAGUGUUUUGCUGAGCACUUUAAAACUGUAGCCUGUUGCAAAGUUGUAUAACUUCAGUCACGUUCACAGAAACAUAUCAACAGUCUUUAUUUAGUUUAGAGAAAGUCCAGUGGGUUGAGACCUGACAUCUCUGGAGAUCAGUUCUCACUUUAUUUCUGAUUGCUGUUAAAAAUGUUGAAUUAGGCUGGAGAUCUAAUUUGGCACUCACAUCACCAUAUGUAUUUUGUGAUAACCAUAAUUAUUACUAUUAUUAAGGAAACUAAAGUAAUGAUGCCAUGACAUCCUAAUAAAUGCUGUUUUGGUAUAAACCUGAAUUUUAACCAAGAUGUUAACUUGUAAAUGGACCUUUUCAUUUAAAAUGACCAAGCUAGUCAAAGUUUCAUUUUUGACAAGCUGUCAAUGUAUGAUUAUAAAUGUUAAUAUUUCUGAUUAAAACUCAUGGACUUGGA